Hydractinia symbiolongicarpus is the source of this 2017-nucleotide messenger RNA. RefSeq names its product homocysteine-responsive endoplasmic reticulum-resident ubiquitin-like domain member 2 protein. Bases 60 to 1280 code for a protein of 406 amino acids. The record is from RefSeq and is a predicted model, not a curated record. The transcript is spliced from 7 exons. Gene Ontology annotation, biological process: endoplasmic reticulum unfolded protein response. Lineage: Eukaryota; Metazoa; Cnidaria; Hydrozoa; Anthoathecata; Hydractiniidae. Gene Ontology annotation, molecular function: protein binding.
AUGCCAUAGGUGAAAAACAAAACAAAAAAAAUUAGACGGAAGAGUCUUUACUAUAUGACAUGGAAUCCUUGAUAAAACUUACUGUUAAGACACCUAAUCAACGUAUUAAUGACAUUCAAAUUGAUUGUGAUAUCAGAUGGACUGUACGCAAAUUAAAAGAGUAUUUACAAGACGUGUAUCCUUCAAAGCCAGCCAGUUCUUCACAGAAGUUGAUUUACCUUGGAAAACUUUUACAGGACCAUCACCUGCUUAAAGAAGUGUUUGGUGAAUGGGGAACUAGAACCCUCCACCUUGUAUGUUCAGAAAUGACUGGCUUGGACGAAUGUAAUUCAAAUGGCAUUGUAGCUGGUACAUCCUUAGCUGAUCCUGUGUCUAGUGAAGCAGAACCUACUCCAUCUGGGGUUACAACAACUGAAAGUAACGCUGAUGGACUUCGAUACAGAGGUUAUGUUUAUCAAAGCGUACCAGGGCCCUACAGAUUCAAUUUCCUUAUAACUAUUGCCGUUAUUUUCAGAUCUCUUUCUGAAAUGAACUCGCCGUUGUCAUCAGCAACAUCUAUGCCAGAUUUAGCUGAGUGGUAUCAACACAGCAUGCAUAACCCAUGGUCACGUUAUCACAUGCAUAUGCAACAAUAUUACCAACACUGGCAACAAUGGCAUAAUGCUAUGCACAGCGGACAAAAUCCAUACAAUCAAAUAUCGCAAGGAUUCUCCAUGCCCCCAUCACGUGCUGCAACGACUCCGAACGUUCCACUUUCACCAGGAGUUGCUGCACCACAAGAACCACCUCAAGAACUUGCACCACAAGAACAACAACAAGCGCAGCCGGGCAACCCACAAAAUGAAAACAUUCGUAUGAACGCUGGUGUAGGCGGUCCUAUGGUUCAAGAGGAUGAAGAGGAAAAUGAUAACCCUCGAAAUCGGGAUUGGCUGGACUGGCUGUACAUGUCUUUAAGACUGUUAAUGUUCCUCAGCAUUAUAUAUUUUUAUUCUUCUACAAGUAGAUUUUUGAUGGUUACUAUACUCGGAUUUAUUGUGUACCUGUAUCAGGGUGGUUGGUUUACACCGAGGAGGAGAGUGGAAGGACAGCCAGAUCCUGUUCCAGAACAGCCAAAUCAGCAAGAUAAUGAAAAUGUCGAUUUUUACCAAGAGAAUACUUCAAAUAAUAAUCAAAAUGCGGAUCCACCACGCCCAUCGGCAUUCCGUAUUUUAUGCACUUUUUUUGUAUCUUUCGUAACCUCAAUUAUACCAACCGUUCCCGAGGCGCUGCAACAACCAUAGUAAAACGCAUUACAAGGCGUAUCAAUUACGUGUGUUCACUUUAUCAAACGUGCAACAAAAAAUUAAAAACGACUUGUCCGUCUAUUAACUUUUUUAAUCUGAGGUUUUUUGUUACAGGUUCAUUUUCAGGGUGGUAGCCACCUUGGUCAAGUCGUGGUAUUUGCUACAUUUUUAGUGGAAGUCGGGAAUAAUUGUUAUUGUGAUCUCUUGUUUCUAAAUUAGUACUAGACUUAACAUUAAUUUAUGGUAUAAAACAUUUUCAUUAUACACCCAGCAUUCCCACAGUGUUUUGGUAAAAGUCGGGGAAUUUCAUUUAGAGUUUAAUGAUAUGGUUGCUAUUGGUGAAGGUUUUUUCCAGUGACAAAUCGCAACCACUUUGUCGUAGUGCAUUAUUCAUAUAUAUGCUCUACCAAAACUUUUUCGUUAUUCGAAGUUUCGCUUGAUUAAAUUUUGUGAUAAAAAAAAUUGAUCUCGUUCCCGUGGUACUCUUUUCACCUUCACUGCGUUAAUAUCGCUCGACUAUAUCUUUAUAGCGAUAACCCAAGGUUUGUUACCCCAAUGACGGUUCGCUAAACAUUUAUCUUAACAUUUAUAUAAUUUAUGCAUUAUUAUAAUAUUCAAACGACAAUACUUAUUAAUGAUGUAAAGUUCAUAUGACGUUUAUAUUUUCGUCACGGUUGUAGUUGUCAUAGUGAAAAAAGACAUGCCUCUUGCUUAUUACCAAGGUUAAGCCGAAA